AUGCCUCUCUUCCAUUCCAACGUUCAGCGCACUCCUUCCCCGCCGCCGGCGCAAGCCACCUCUCCCUCUCGUGGUCGCGGUGGCCUCUUUGGGCGCCGUGCUGACUCCCCAGAGCCCUACGACUCAAAUGGCAAUGCCUCCGUGCGUUCUGGCUCGACCCGAUCGGGAGGCGGCUUCUUCAGCCGCCGUCGGUCGAGCUCGUCGGACCCGAGUAUGCCCGACCUCAAGCACGACCCUUCCAUAGUCGCGGCACGCCAGAAGGUCACCGACGCAGAGGCUGCUGAGACCGCCGCUGAUCGCGCCUUGAACGAGGCCAGGGCUGCCGUCCGAGGCGCCAAGGAACAGGUCCGCAUGCUCGAGCAAGAGGCUUUGGAGGAAGCCCGCCGGGCCAGAGCCAAGCAGAAUGAAGCUAAGAGCAUCAGGAAGAGCACUGGUCGUCUCGGUCGCCACGGUUGA
Dichomitus squalens LYAD-421 SS1 is the source of this 456-nucleotide messenger RNA. RefSeq lists its product as uncharacterized. The transcript is spliced from 2 exons. The coding region runs from base 1 to 456 and encodes 151 amino acids. The record is from RefSeq and is a predicted model, not a curated record. NCBI's taxonomy places the organism in Eukaryota, Fungi, Basidiomycota, Agaricomycetes, Polyporales, Polyporaceae.